AUGGCGGCGCGCGCCGGCGACACCGGCCUGAGCAAGGUCAGGCGCUACUGGCCCGGGAGGGCGCCGGACUGGGCGUGGGCGGGCGCCGCUGUCGCUCACGACGAGGACGACGCACGUCUCGUCUCGACGCUUGACGAGAUCAAGCACGUGGAGGAGGAGGUGCUGAGGUCGCCGCGCCGCCGCCGUGUGCGGCGGGCUCCCGAGAUCGCGUCGGCGGCACCGGCGGUAGAUGACUGGCACGAGCCCGAUCCGAUCGAGGAGGAACAAGACGAAGAUGAUGAUGAUGAUGCCCGGGAGGAGCGCAGAGCGAGGAUAAGGGAGAGGGCGCUGCUCCUGAGGCGGCAUGAGGAGGAGCAGCUUCUUCUUCUUCACCCGCAGCAUCAGGAGGAGGAAGAUGAGGAGGCGUCUGAGUCUGAAGAGACGGCGGAAUCGGACUCCGACGUCGGCGAGCAGAUGGCCGUCGUCUACAUGGCCGUGCCACUGUUUAUACCAAAGCCGCGGCGUGACACCAUCCGGCUCAAGGAGGAAGAACGGCAGCGACUUGAGGACGAGCUGCACCGGAAGAGGCUCGAGGACAGGAAGGCUCAGACGAGGCAGAUCCUGCUCCAAGAGAUCAUCAACGAAGAGCUCCUCGCCGCCAACACAGCUUCAGAUGAAGCCGCCAUCAACGGCGUGGACACCGACGACGAGGUGGACCAAGCCGAGGAGUACGAGUCGUGGCGGCGCCGGGAGAUGGCGAGGAUCAAGAGGAUCAGGGAGGAGAGCGGCAUCGACGACGACAAGUCGAUCAUGGAAGACGAGAACCCGGUUGCUGAUCGUCCCAAGAAGAAGAUGAAGAUCAAGAAGCAGAUGAGGUUCAUGCAAAGAUACUACCACAAGGGCUGCUUCUUCCAACAAGACGCCGACGAUGCGGCGCAGACGGCAGGAUCAUGCGAAAUCUACCGGCGAGAUUUCUCCGGGCCGACCGGGUUGGACAAGAUGGACGUAAGCGUCUUGCCCAAGGUGUUGCAGGUGAAGCACUUUGGGCGGCGUGGGGGAAGGAAGUGGACGCAUCUAGUUAACGAGGACACCACGUACAGGACACCACGUACGGUGAGUGAUUUUGUAUCUAUCCCCACAAUUUUGUAA
Oryza sativa Japonica Group (Japanese rice) is the source of this 1128-nucleotide messenger RNA. RefSeq lists its product as uncharacterized. Gene Ontology annotation, molecular function: RNA binding. Lineage: Eukaryota; Viridiplantae; Streptophyta; Magnoliopsida; Poales; Poaceae. Gene Ontology annotation, cellular component: U2-type spliceosomal complex. The record is from RefSeq and is a predicted model, not a curated record. Gene Ontology annotation, biological process: mRNA splicing, via spliceosome.